Lodderomyces margitis is the source of this 1656-nucleotide messenger RNA. It is a transcript of the gene LCB4, whose product is annotated as sphinganine kinase. Gene Ontology annotation, cellular component: membrane; intracellular membrane-bounded organelle; cytoplasm. The record is from RefSeq and is a predicted model, not a curated record. The coding region runs from base 1 to 1656 and encodes 551 amino acids. The transcript has a single exon. Lineage: Eukaryota; Fungi; Ascomycota; Pichiomycetes; Serinales; Debaryomycetaceae. Gene Ontology annotation, biological process: sphingosine biosynthetic process.
AUGAUUGCGUCUUCAUCACUGUUGAAUAGAAGAUUAUCAUCGGAGCAGCUUUUGUACCACAAAAUAGACCUCAUUAAUGUCACAUUAGCAUCACAAGGGAUCGUUGUGGGAGGUCGACUGUCUGCAAAGACAAAGGGACAGCAAAACGGGCAGGUUCUGCAUGUUUCUAUUGAUGUCAAUGAGGAUGUUGGCAGAGAGGAUACUUCUGGUGGCAGAUUCUGGAAUGUAUGCUGCAGCUGUUUUGCAACGGGAUCAGGACAAGCAUCAACCAAGAAGAUUCCUCAAUUUAUUUCUUACAAGAACAUUUUAUACGUUGAACCCUUGGGCCCUGAAGUAAAUCAUGAAGUUAAAUUGACAUUCGUUACUCCCAACCACGUUGAUUAUUUGAAAAGUGCAUCUAAAUUGUCUAUUGAUACGAUUAAAGUGCAAGUGCAGAAUUUUGACCCUCAAAAGCAUCCUCAGGAAACGGUGACUAGCCAUAUCAGAAACAAAGCGUACCCCUAUAAAGUUUUGCAACAGCCAUCAGUAUUGAUAUUAAUCAACCCUCAUGGUGGACAGGGUAAUGCGGUAAAGAUCUAUAAUCGCGAUAUAAAGCCAAUCCUACAAGCUGCCCAUUGCAACAUCACUUACCAAGAGACCCAGUAUUCGGGACAUGCAACUAAUAUCGGUAAAGAAAUGAACAUUGACGACUAUGAUGUAGUUUUGUGCUGUUCCGGGGACGGAACUCCCCAUGAAGUGAUUAACGGGUUCUAUCAACGUGAAGAUAAGGGUGUUGCUGCAUUUAAUAAAAUGAUUAUAACACAAUUGCCUUGUGGAUCAGGAAAUGCUUUGACCUUGAGUACGUUGGGAGGAUCAGGCGCUGCCCAGAUUGCAACCUGGCUCAUGCUUAAAUCAAAACCAAGCAAAGUUGACUUGAUGGCGGUGACCCAAGGAACAAGAGACAACGAAAUUACCAAGUUGUCAUUCUUAAGUCAGUGUUAUGGUAUUGUCGCUGAUUCCGAUAUUGGAACCGAACAUUUACGAUGGUUGGGUGCUAUUCGAUUUGAAAUUGGUAUUAUGCAAAAGGUCCUUACAUUUGCCAAAUAUCCCUGUGAUUUAUACGUUGAAUCAUGGACCAAGGACAAGUCACAAAUUGCUCAGCAUGUUGAGCAACACAUGGCCAGCACCAAUACUCAAAGUUCCAAUACCGAGCUACGUGUUGUCACAAAGGAAGAUUUGCAACUACGCUAUCCAUCGUUGAAUGAUCCAGUGCCAUCGCAUUGGAAACCCGUUCCUCAAUCAAUCACUGACAAGCUCAAUAUCUUUUACGUUGGAAACAUGCCAUAUGUCUCAGCCGAUGCGCAAUUCUUCCCUGCUGCAUUGCCUGAUGACGGGCACAUGGAUAUGGUGAUUACCGACACCAAUGCCUCCUUAUUGGACGUGGCCUCGAUUUUGUUGAAUGUGGAAAAAGGUACGCACGUGGAUGCAGACAAUGUCAUACAUGCCAAAGUUAAAUCGUACCGUUUAGUGCCAAGAUUGCAAAGCACUGCUAAUCAUUACAUCUCAGUCGAUGGUGAAAGCUUUCCUGUUGAAGCGCUACAAGUUGAGGUUUUGCCUAGCAUUAUGACGGUGUUGUUGUAUGAUGGUAGGUUUACUGAAACCGUGUUGACGGAAUAA